This is a messenger RNA of Mesorhabditis spiculigera, 855 nucleotides long. The record is from the annotation of a GenBank genome assembly. Lineage: Eukaryota; Metazoa; Nematoda; Chromadorea; Rhabditida; Rhabditidae.
AUGUCAUCCGAUCCGGAAGCGAUCCGGACUUUGGAGAACAUCAGGCGGAUCCGGGAACACAAGAAACUAUCCCGAGAUCCGAAUCCCCAAAGACGCCAGUCGAAGAUGUGGGAGCAAUUUUCGAUCCCAGACCCAAAAAAUCUACACUAGAAGCUGUAGAAACGAUUCCAGCAAGUCCGGAACAUCCGGAAACGCCUCAAGAAACUGCUGAAAACUUUAUGGCAGACGAAGCUAGUCCGGAAUUGGAAAAGCUAGCCGAAGAUAUGGACCGGAAAUCACCGAGUACUCCUGAAGCCCUAGGGGACGGCUUGACAUACGAGGCACACCCCGAAAAACCGGCAAUUCCGGAUUCAGAAAUUCCGGAAGGCCAUACAGCAGAAAACCUGAUGGAAGAGGAGGGGAAUCCGGAAUCGGAUAAUCGGUCAUCGAGGCCGCCGAAGCGCUUCCGGAAGGGAAAACGGAUCCGGAACACACGGCUUCCGGUUUUAUGGCACAAGAAGCUAAUCCGGAAGAAGCCAGGAUUUGAAGUGGUAGUCGAGCCGAAUGAAGACGACUUGGCCGCCAUGGAGAACGGGGUCGGGGCGUCGAAGAAUAACCUAUUAGUGCUCGGAACGGGGCCGAACAAGGUGGAGCCGGUGCCUGAAGAAAUGCCGGAAACCGAAGCGGAUGCUAUACUGGAGGACAUCGUCGAGUCACAGGCCGAAGAAGGUAAACCCGGACCCGACGUCCUUGCCGGAAUCGCUGAGCGUCAACUGGCGUUCCCGAGACUCGAAGAAGUCCCAAAAAUUGAUUCACCGGUUGAAAAGGACUACCAAAAAGAGCUGCCAAAGCUGGUGAUGAGCGCACAACAUCCAG